AUGUCUCGUAUUAUUAUAAAGGGAUUACCAAUUUUUUUAACAGAUGAUAAAUUAAAAGAUCAUUUCAAUAAAAGGUUAAUUGAAAAAUAUAAUAUUUCUCAACCAGAUCUGAUCACAGAUUGUAAAAUCUUAAGAGAUAGAAAGGGAAACAGUAGACGGUUUGCAUUUAUUGGUUACAAAAAUGAGGAAGACGCAUUUGAUGCAAUCAAUUAUUUCAAUGGAUCCUACAUCAACACUUCUAAAUUAGAGGUUUCUAUGGCAAAAAGUUUUGCUGAUCCCAGGGUUCCUCAAUCCAUGAAGGAAAGAAAGAGAGAAGCCUAUAAGAGAAUGAGAGAGAGAGAAGAAAAACUAUUGGAGGAAGAACAAAAUAAGUCUAAGAAACACAAUAAUAAAAAGGCCAAGAUCCAUGAAAAUUCAAUUGAUGCUGAGAUUGCUAAGAAUAAACAGUUGCAAGAAUUCAUCGAGACAAUGAAACCAAGCUCAAAAAUCACAUCUUGGGAAACUGCUGGUAUGAACAAUAAUACUUAUGAUACAGAAAAAAAUAGUGAUAGUACCAAUAGUAGUAAAGAACAGAUAACAGAUGGAAGUUACGAUGGUGACAAAGAAAUUCAAGGAAAUUCUCUUCUGGCCCAUGCUUUAGCCAUGCAAGAUAAUAAUAACAAUAAUGAUGAAAACAUGGAAAGAAUAUCAGAUCAAGAGAGUGAUGGUGAAUAUGAAGAUUUUAAUGCCAAAAAAGGGAAUGAAACAGACAAGCAAGAAGAAGAACCUAUGAUGACACUUGAUCAAGUACCUAUUAAUGAAGUAAAUAAUAACAAUAAAAAUGAUGAUGAUCAAGAUAAUCUAGCUAGAGACGAACAAAUUUCAGAUUUAGACUGGUUUAAGCAACGUAGAGUUAGAAUCAGAGAAGGUGAAGAUGCACCAGUGGAAAACGUUGAUACUAAAGGACAGCAAGCAGAUGAACGAGAAACAGUAGACAAUGAAGAUACAUCCAAAGAACCUACCGAAUCACCAGAAGAAAUAGCUAUAGAGAAAAUAAGAGAGACUGGUAGAUUAUUUUUGCGUAACAUAUUAUACACAUCAACUGAGAAGGAUUUUGAGAAUCUUUUUAGUCCAUUUGGUCAACUAGAAGAAGUACACAUUGCGUUAGAUACUAGAACCGGCAAAUCCAAAGGGUUUGCUUAUAUUCUUUUCAAAAACCCAGACGAUGCAGUACAGGCAUACAUUGAAUUAGACAAACAAAUUUUCCAAGGUAGAUUAUUACAUAUAUUGCCAGCAGAUUCUAAGAAAUCUCAUCGGUUAGAUGAAUUUGAUUUGAAAAAUAUGCCAUUAAAGAAACAACGUGAAUUGAAAAGAAAGGCGAAUGCAUCGAAACAAACGUUUUCUUGGAACUCCUUAUACAUGAAUCAGGAUGCCGUACUAAGCAGCGUUGCUAAUAAAUUAGGUUUACAGAAAUCUGAAUUACUUGACCCAGAGAACUCAAGCUCUGCCGUUAAACAAGCAUUAGCUGAAGCACAUGUGAUUGGUGACGUUAGGAAAUAUUUUGAGGAAAAAGGUGUUGAUCUGUUAAAAUUCCAACAGUUGAAAGAUCCUAAACAAAGGGAUGAUACUGUCAUCUUGAUUAAAAAUUUUCCAUAUAGUACAACAAUAGAGGAAUUAAGCGAUCUUUUCUUACCAUUUGGUAAAUUAGAAAGAUUCCUAAUGCCACCGGCUGGUACCAUUGCUAUCGUUCAAUAUAGAGAUGUUACAUCUGCCAGAGCUGCAUUUACAAAGCUAGCAUAUAAAAGAUUUAAAGAUGGUAUACUUUAUUUAGAAAAGGGUCCAAAGGACUGUUUCACAAGGGCUGCUAAGAAAGAUGAGUCAGUUGAAAAAGACUCUGUGGCACCAGUGGAAUCUAAGUUUUCUAUAGACGAUAUCAUGGAAGGUAAAAGGUCAUCUGCAAACCCACCAGAAUCAGAAAACAUUAAUAAUAUUACAAAUGAGGAUGCUAAGCUAUAUAAUAAUAAUAAUAAAGAUGAUGAUAAUGACGCUGACGAUGACGACGAUACUAUUCAUGGACCAACAGUCUCUAUAUUUAUCAAAAACCUAAACUUUUCUACCACGACUGCCCAGUUAAAUGAUAGAUUUAAAAACUUCAACGGAUUUGUUGUUGCACAAGUGAAGACCAAACCAGAUGCGAAACAUCCAGGCAAGACCCUAUCCAUGGGGUUCGGUUUUGCUGAAUUUAGAACUAAAGAACAAGCGAAUGCCGUCAUAGCGGCGAUGGACGGUGAAGUGAUUGAUGGCCAUAGAAUCCAAUUAAAAUUAUCACACAGACAAAGUGGCGUUAAUCAUGCCAAUAGUAGUAAUAACACGAAUGGUAAUUCUAAGAGGAAGAUUAAAAGUGGCAAGAUCAUUGUUAAGAACUUGCCAUUUGAAGCUACUAGAAAGGAUGUCUUUGAAUUAUUUAAUUCAUUUGGUCAAUUGAAAUCAGUUCGUGUUCCAAAGAAAUUCGAUAAAUCAGCAAGAGGUUUUGCAUUUGUUGAAUUCUUAUUACCAAAGGAAGCUGAAAAUGCAAUAGAUCAAUUACAAGGUGUGCAUUUAUUAGGUCGUAGGCUAGUUAUACAAUAUGCAGAAUCAGAUGCAGUAAAUGCAGAAGAAGAGAUAGCAAGAAUGACUAAAAAAGUCAGGAAGCAAGUUGCUACUAAAGAGAUAUCCCUAUUAAGAGAAAGUCGUGGUAGACGUAAACUCGACACGGAAGAAUCCAGAGAGGAUAAGGCAGACUAUUAA
This is a messenger RNA of Arxiozyma heterogenica, 2766 nucleotides long. RefSeq names its product RNA-binding ribosome biosynthesis protein MRD1 (gene MRD1). NCBI's taxonomy places the organism in Eukaryota, Fungi, Ascomycota, Saccharomycetes, Saccharomycetales, Saccharomycetaceae. The record is from RefSeq and is a predicted model, not a curated record. Gene Ontology annotation, cellular component: ribonucleoprotein complex; nucleus; cytoplasm. Gene Ontology annotation, biological process: poly(A)+ mRNA export from nucleus; nuclear mRNA surveillance. The transcript has a single exon. Gene Ontology annotation, molecular function: mRNA binding. The coding region runs from base 1 to 2766 and encodes 921 amino acids.